Molecule: messenger RNA, 1861 nt
Organism: Gastrolobium bilobum
Lineage: Eukaryota; Viridiplantae; Streptophyta; Magnoliopsida; Fabales; Fabaceae
Product: inorganic phosphate transporter 1-4-like
Exons: 2
Coding region: 77-1693 (538 amino acids)
Biological process (GO): phosphate ion transport; transmembrane transport
Cellular component (GO): membrane
Molecular function (GO): phosphate transmembrane transporter activity
Source: RefSeq, a predicted model, not a curated record
UUUUCAUUCUCUACAUUUCUACUAGCUUCUUUCACUUUCAGAGUUAAGAGAAACAAGUGAUUUGGUUUGAGAAGUCAUGGCGAAAGAGCAAAUUCAGGUGCUAAAUGCACUUGAUGUGGCGAAAACACAAUGGUACCAUUUCACUGCCAUCAUCGUUGCUGGAAUGGGCUUCUUCACCGAUGCAUAUGAUCUAUUCUGCGUAUCCCUUGUUACAAAGUUGCUAGGUCGCAUAUACUACCAUGUUGACGGUGCAGCAAAGCCCGGUUCAUUGCCUCCAAAUGUAUCAGCUGCGGUAAAUGGUGUAGCUUUUUGUGGAACACUUUUAGGCCAGCUUUUCUUUGGCUGGCUUGGUGAUAAAUUGGGAAGGAAAAAGGUCUAUGGCAUGACUUUGUUGACUAUGGUAAUAUGCUCCAUUGGUUCCGGCCUUUCUUUUGGACAUACUCCAAAAUCUGUGAUGGCAACUCUUUGCUUCUUCAGGUUCUGGCUUGGUUUUGGUAUUGGUGGAGACUACCCACUUUCUGCUACCAUAAUGUCAGAGUAUUCUAACAAGAAAACUCGCGGUGCCUUCAUAGCUGCAGUCUUUGCCAUGCAGGGUUUUGGAAUUUUGGCAGGUGGUAUAUUUGCAAUAAUAAUUUCAGCAGCGUUCAAGACCAAGUUUGAUGCGAAACCUUAUGAGGAAGAUCCAGUUGGUUCAACUGUUCCACAAGCAGACUUCAUUUGGAGGAUAAUUGUGAUGGUGGGAGCAAUCCCAGCUGCAUUGACUUUCUAUUCUCGGAUGAAGAUGCCAGAAACUGCUCGUUAUACUGCUCUAGUGGCUAAGAAUACAGAACAGGCAGCAAAAGAUAUGUCAAAGGUUCUGCAGGUUGAGAUUCAAGCUGAACCACAGAAAGAUGAGGGGGCACGGGCUAAACCAUAUGGUUUGUUUUCUAAGGAGUUCCUCAGACGCCAUGGACUACAUCUACUUGGGACAACAAGCACAUGGUUCUUGCUUGAUAUUGCAUUUUAUAGCCAAAAUCUCUUCCAGAAAGAUAUCUUCAGUGCAAUUGGUUGGAUACCUCCUGCAAAAACCAUGAAUGCUAUUGAGGAGAUUUAUAUGAUUGCAAGGGCCCAAACACUUAUUGCUCUGUGCAGUACAGUUCCGGGAUAUUGGUUCACAGUUGCUUUUAUUGACAGGAUUGGAAGAUUUACUAUCCAAUUGAUGGGAUUCUUCUUUAUGACCGUCUUCAUGUUUGCUCUUGCCUUUCCUUAUGAUCACUGGACUCAUAAGGAAAACCGAAUAGGAUUUGUGGUGAUGUACUCCUUGACCUUUUUCUUUGCAAAUUUUGGGCCUAAUGCUACCACAUUUGUUGUGCCAGCAGAGAUUUUCCCUGCUAGAUUCAGAUCUACUUGCCAUGGAAUAUCAUCUGCAUGUGGGAAGCUUGGGGCUAUAGUUGGUGCUUUUGGGUUCUUGUAUUUGGCACAGAACAAGGACAAGAGCAAAGCAGAUGCAGGGUACCCAGCAGGUAUUGGUGUGAAGAAUUCACUGAUUGUCUUGGGUGUGAUGAACAUUUUAGGCUUCUUCUUUACUUUCUUGGUGCCUGAGGCAAAAGGAAAAUCUUUGGAGGAGAUGUCAGGUGAGAAUGAAGAAAAUGAUAUUAAUGAAGAAGCAGGGCAAUCACGUUCUUACACCAACAGAACUGUUCCAUAUGCUUAAAUUAAGUUCAUCUGUAGUGUUGUUAUAAUAAAGCCAUGCCUUCAAUUAGGCUAGGGUAGCACAAAAACCUUUCCCUUCCGCUUUUUCUGUUAAGUUUUGUUCGGACACUAUGUAGCAGGAAAUUUGGAGCUGUUAGUUCUACGAAUAUUGGCAAGAAUAUUAGUUACA